GAAAACCAAGCAAGCACUCAUUUUUCUGGUUACACCCACCGCCAUGGAAUCAGAGGCGCAAAUGAAGCUUGUGAUGGGCCUCUCCCUUCUGGUGGUCUUGACCGCCGGAGUCCACGGGUGGACCGGUGAGAUCCGGGGACGCGUUGUCUGCGACGUGUGCGGCGAUUCCUCCAUUGGUCCCGAGGAUCACAUCCUUGAAGGUGCCGAGGUGGCGGUUCUCUGCAUUACAAAAUCAGGGGAAGUCGUGAACUAUCAAGCAUUCACGGACUCAAAGGGAGUCUACAAGGUAGCGGAAACGAUGCCCGAGAGCGAGCGGUGGGACGCGUGCCUGGCCCGGCCAAUCAGCAGCUUCCAUGAAGGCUGCUCCCGUCUCGGACGGGGGAGUGCAGGGGUCAAGUUCACCUAUAGUCACCUCUCAGGUUACUUCCAUACAGUUCGGCCAUUUGUGUAUCGACCCGCCUCUGAUGUUCCAUCGUACUGCAUGUAAUGUGAGCGUUGGUUUCAUGCUCCGUGCUUACAGUAUGAUGUACGUAUAUCAGAUCGAAAAACGUCCAUUCUCAACAAUACCGAAAAUGGAUGCUCUGUUGUAUUUGCAAUAAUCGUAUGGAACAUGACAUAGAGAACAGCGGACUCUACAUAGUGGUGAAACUACCGUAUUAUUCGGUUCGCCAUGUCUCCUUGCUUGUGAGAGCCUCGACAGGUCAAACAUUACAGGAUGGAAUGAAAUCGGCAGUACAAAUUAUCGAUAA
Punica granatum (pomegranate) is the source of this 749-nucleotide messenger RNA. NCBI's taxonomy places the organism in Eukaryota, Viridiplantae, Streptophyta, Magnoliopsida, Myrtales, Lythraceae. The record is from RefSeq and is a predicted model, not a curated record.